ACAGCGAAUUUAUUUUCCUCGAUAUUCCAUCAAAAUAUCAAAAUAAACAAUUUGGAAAAGUUAUUUGAGAUAAACUUUAUUAAUAACUACAAGUAUUAAACCAUGUCGGCCGAUGUGCGCGAUAUUCUGGACAUGGAGCGUGCCAACACGCCCGAAGUGACGAGGGAUUCCUUUCUGGCCACCAAGAAGCGCAACUUUGAGCGGACCAAGACGGCAUCCCGUCGUCCGGAGGGAAUGCACCGGGAGGUGUUCGCCCUGCUCUACACAGACAAAAAGGAUGCUCCUCCACUCCUGCCCACAGACACGGCUUUGGGAAUUGGAGCCGGGUACAAACAGACAAAAGCCCGUCUGGGAAUGAAGAAGGUGCGCAAGUGGGAGUGGGCUCCAUUCUCGAAUCCAGCACGCAACGAUUCAGCCGUCUUUCAUCACUGGAAACGAGUGACUGACAAUUCCACCGACUAUCCCUUCGCCAAGUUCAACAAACAGCUGGAGGUGCCCUCCUACACGAUGACGGAGUAUAAUGCCCACCUGAGAAACAACAUCAACAACUGGAGCAAGGCGCAAACAGAUCACCUCUUCGACCUGGCGAGGCGAUUUGAUCUUCGUUUCAUUGUGAUGGCGGAUCGCUGGAACCGUCAGCAGCAUGGCGCCAAGACUGUGGAGGAGCUCAAGGAGCGCUACUAUGAGGUGGUGGCCCUGCUCGCCAAGGCCAAGAAUCAGACUAGUGAGAAGAAAGUAUUCGUUUAUGACGCCGAGCACGAGAGGCGGCGCAAGGAGCAGCUCGAAAAGCUGUUCAAACGCACCACCCAGCAGGUGGAGGAGGAGCAAAUGCUUAUCAACGAGAUGAAGAAGAUCGAGGCCCGUAAGAAGGAGCGCGAGCGCAAGACGCAGGACCUGCAAAAGCUCAUCUCGCAAGCAGAUCAGCAGAACGAGCACGCAUCGAACACGCCCAGCACUCGCAAAUACGAAAAGAAACUGCACAAGAAGAAGGUUCAUACCCAGCCGCGGCCCUCCAAGGUGGACUCGGUGGUGAACGCUAUAGAGAUCGGUAGCAGCGGCAUCAAGUUCGCCGACCUGCGCGGUUCCGGGGUCUCUCUGCGCUCGCAGAAGAUGAAGCUACCGGCAAACAUUGGUCAACGCAAGGUGAAGGCCCUCGAGCAGGCCAUCCAGGAGUUCAAAGUUGAUCCCGCUCCGCCGCCCACGGAGGAGAUAUGCACCUCCUUCAAUGAACUGCGUUCCGAUAUGGUAUUGCUAUGCGAGCUCCGCACGGCCCUGUCCACCUGCGUCUACGAGAUGGAAAGCCUCAAACACCAGUAUGAGGCCGCCUGUCCGGGGAAGACGCUGAACAUCCCGCCCUCACUGGUGCCCAUCAAGACCGAAGCCCUGGACAAUAGCACAAAUUAAUUAAGUUAACGCGGCCCGUUUCCACUCAGAUUCUCCAGACGCCGUGGUGUGUGCGGCGUGCUAAUCAUUUGUAACCCGUUUUCCACUGUCCAUAUUUGUGCAUUUGCGCUACUCCCAGUCCGCAUGGGGAAAUAAAUGGAUAAACAAGAAAA
Drosophila suzukii is the source of this 1556-nucleotide messenger RNA. It is a transcript of the gene DMAP1, whose product is annotated as DNA methyltransferase 1 associated protein 1. Gene Ontology annotation, molecular function: transcription corepressor activity. Gene Ontology annotation, biological process: chromatin remodeling; DNA repair; negative regulation of transcription by RNA polymerase II. NCBI's taxonomy places the organism in Eukaryota, Metazoa, Arthropoda, Insecta, Diptera, Drosophilidae. The record is from RefSeq and is a predicted model, not a curated record. Gene Ontology annotation, cellular component: Swr1 complex; nucleus; NuA4 histone acetyltransferase complex.